This is a messenger RNA of Lolium rigidum, 360 nucleotides long. RefSeq names its product cysteine proteinase inhibitor 6-like. Gene Ontology annotation, molecular function: cysteine-type endopeptidase inhibitor activity. The transcript has a single exon. The record is from RefSeq and is a predicted model, not a curated record. Lineage: Eukaryota; Viridiplantae; Streptophyta; Magnoliopsida; Poales; Poaceae. Bases 1 to 360 code for a protein of 119 amino acids.
AUGAAAACCAGUCUCCUCCUCCUCCUCCUCCUCCUCGCCGGUGCCGCUGCCCUUUACGUCGUUGCCACGCCCGCUGCAGCGGUCGGCGGCCAAUGGCAAUCGAUCCCGAACGUCGCCGACCCUCACGUCCAAGGGCUCGGCAAAUGUGCGGUGGACGAGCAAAACAAGGUGUCAAACUGCGAUCUCAGGUUCGUCAAGGUUGUGAGCGGCAAGGUGCAAGACGGCACUACAUACCAGCUUGACGUCGACGUGCUGAAUAUCGAAGGCUCGCACAGAAUAUUUAAGGUGGAGGUGGUCGAGCUGAACUCGUCGGGCAGUUCCACCACAUGCAAGAUCGUCUCCUUCGGCCCAGGCUGUUGA